This is a messenger RNA of Pyrus x bretschneideri (Chinese white pear), 2964 nucleotides long. RefSeq names its product mitogen-activated protein kinase kinase kinase 5. The transcript has 10 exons. The record is from RefSeq and is a predicted model, not a curated record. Lineage: Eukaryota; Viridiplantae; Streptophyta; Magnoliopsida; Rosales; Rosaceae. Bases 304 to 2334 code for a protein of 676 amino acids. Gene Ontology annotation, molecular function: protein kinase activity; ATP binding. Gene Ontology annotation, biological process: protein phosphorylation.
AACACCACCGACGACAGCCUCAAAAGUCUCGCAUUUAGUCAUCUCCUAAUCAGAUUAUUAUGUAUUCAAUUCGCAGGAUUAUAUCGAGUACUUGUUUUUUCCCUGUCAUUGACCAUAAAAAAUUCCAAACGUUUGAAUUUUAAUUCAAACGAAAUUUUUUGAUCAAAGCGAGCGAGAAACGACGCAGCUGCUUCCGCUUCCGCAACUUCACAUUUGGAAAUCUGAGAUUCUGAGAUACUUCAAGUUCAAGACGACGGCUUUUAACUUCGCCUUCUGCAACAAGUGCUUUUCUCGAAAGCCCAAAUGCCUUCUACUUCGUUUUCUCAUCACAAAACCUGCAGAGCUACAACCUCCUCCUCCUCCCCUGUUUUUUCUUCAGCUGCUGCUUGCUCUGUUUCUGCUCCGAAACAGGACAGUGGUGGUGGUGGGGGAAGCUGCGAGCAGAGCCCGCGGCGGCUCACCCGGCAAAGAAAGCUCCGCCACAUCAACAACGAGGAUUUCUACGUCCCUGAUAAGUCUUACUCCUCGCCCGCUUCGCCGGAAUAUUCGACUCAAAAGUCAAGAUCGCCGGGUCACGGGUCCAAGCCAAACCACUGGUCUUCUGCGCCGGCUCCGCAGCCCUUGCCCCUUCCUGAAUCUCCCGUGAUCCGGAAACCUGAAUAUGCUCAAAAUGGGUUCCUUGGCCCCAGGAAGGUCAAAGGUAAAGCUGUCACAAGCUCAGGAUCGGCAUCGCCGAGUUCUUAUUCGAGUCAAGUUGCCACAACCUCAGGAGGAUCAGCAGCAGCAGUGAGUUUUUAUUCAAACAAUCGUCGAGGGGCACUCCUCCAAGAUGCUAACAAUGGUGGCGGUUCGCUGAGUUCUUAUUCUAGUCAAGUUGCCACAACCUCAGGAGGAUCAUCAGCACCAGUGCGUUCUUAUUCAAACAAUCGUCGAGGGGCACUCUCCCAAGAUGCUAACAAUGGUAGGGGUUUCCUUAAUAACUUGGCUCUGAAUAUUCUUUCUAGGAAAGCGCAGGCAAAUGGUAUAUCAAGUCAUCCUUUUAGCAACCAAAGAUCGAAAACUGUCGAUUGUUAUCCUAUACUUGUUGCUCCCACUUCACCCGUUAAUUGUUCAAGCAACUGCCAUAGGGGAACGCCACACGAAUAUGAAAGUUGCAACAUGAGCAGGAGUGCUCCAACAAGUGCUUUUUCAAGUCCUGCAGUUAGCCCCAGGAGAUCAAACACCGCUGGGGGUUUUUUUACUUCUUCUGGGGCUCCCCACGAUCAAAAUCUGGAUGUCUUUCCUCCAAGAUUAUCACCAAAUAAACCUUCUAAUAGUCCCAGCCAUUCUCCUACAUCUCGAAGUCCACGCUUCAACCAGAAAAGUUCAAAUGGAAAUGCAUUUCUUUUGCCUUCUUUAGAGAGGGUUGAAAGUAGUGGUCAAGUCAGUGCCCACCCUUUGCCUCUGCCACCUCCACCACAGCAAUCUGUUAUGCACCACAAUGCAGAGGCUCUAUUGUUAUCAUCAAUGAAAGGUCAAUGGCAGAAGGGAAAACUUAUUGGGCGCGGCACCUUUGGUAGUGUGUAUCUCGCAACCAACCGAGAAACCGGGGCCUUGUGUGCAAUGAAGGAAGUUGACCUCAUUCCUGAUGAUCCUAAAGCUGCUGAAUGUAUAAAGCAGUUGGAGCAGGAAAUUAAAGUCCUCCGCACACUAAAGCAUCCAAAUAUUGUGCAGUAUUAUGGUAGUGAAAUGACUGAAGAUCACUUUUACAUAUAUUUGGAAUAUGUUCAUCCUGGAUCGAUUAAUAAAUACGUCCAAGACCAUAUUGGAGCUAUGACAGAAUCUGUAGUUCGCAAUUUUACUCGCCAUAUCCUCUCUGGGUUGGCUUUUUUGCACAGAACAAAGACAAUUCACAGGGAUAUUAAGGGUGCAAAUUUGCUUGUUGAUGCAUCAGGCGUUGUUAAACUUGCCGAUUUUGGGGUGGCAAAACAUCUCAAUGGGCAAUCGUACAAUCUUUCUUUGAAGGGCAGUCCAUACUGGAUGGCUCCUGAGGUGAUAAGGGCUGCAAUGCAGAACAGUGCUGCUCCUGAUCUUGCUUUGGCCGUCGAUAUAUGGAGCUUGGGUUGUACUAUUGUUGAGAUGUUCAAUGGAAAACCUCCGUGGAGUGAAUUUACAGGACCUCAAGCUAUGUUCAAGGUUCUAAACACCAUCCCGGAUAUACCAGAAACAUUAUCUGCAGAAGGAAAGGACUUCCUUCAUUUGUGCUUUCGUAGGAACCCUGCAGAGAGACCAUUAGCUAGUAAGCUACUUGAGCAUCCGUUUGUACGAAAUUCACACAUCAGACCUUUUCAAUGAUAUACCUAAUAGAUAAAUUGGAUGGUCCGAAGGACCAUAUUAAUCUUAAAAAUGGUCGAAUAUCGAUCUCUCCACACUUGUAAUUUAGAGGUGGCUUUGCUUCAUUCUUCAUCCUUGUCCGGAAUUGCAUCCCUUGUUCAAUUGAAAGUCUCCAGCUAUAAGCGUUGAAAGGAACCAUAGCGGGAAAAUCCCAAACCUCUGAAAUUGGAUGAAAUGGAUCCGAAGUUUCUCUCUUGUUCCAUCUGGAAGACGCUCUUCUCUUGGGAAAUACGGCUGCACAGCUCUAACAAGGAUUUUCAUUGCUUGGACUGCCUCUGAUGAAGUUACAUAAGCUUUACCAGUGAAUUAACUGAGUGGGAUUUGGAAGCUGGUUAUUUUAUUCAUCGCCGGUGGAGUUGGGAACUCGGAGCUAGCGCAACGGGUCCUUGAUCGGGGAGAUAAUCGAGUUUUACGUGGAGUUAAGAUGAGUAGGUAGAAACUGUUGUGUGUACUCACUCAGAAGUUAGAACAGGUGAUGGGAGUUAGUCUAUCUGUAAAUACUGAUUUAUGCUGAUUCUCCAAAUAGGAAUUUUCGAACUUUGUUUCCCACGUCUAUUGGUAAUGCUUAAGAUUAAAUUUUUAGUGUAAAAA